AUGUCGAUGGACGAGCCUGAGGAUCUGGAGAUGGAAGGAGAGGAGGGGAUAGACUCCAAGGAGCUGAAGAAGCAGCUGGCCGAGUCCAAGGCAGUGAAAGUACUGAUGCUGGGUGCUGAGGAGUCAGGGAAAAGCACCAUUGUAAAACAAAUGAAAAUCCUCCACCUGGGUGGUUUUAAUAAGGAGGAGAAGGUGACGUCCAGAGGGGUGAUCUUUGGUAACGUCCUGCAGUCAGCUCUGUCCAUCGUCAGAGGCAUGAGCAUCCUGGGGAUCAAGUACGGAUCACCGGCCGCGGAGGAUGAAGGCACGAAGCUGGAGAACCUAUCCAACUCUACUGAGGAGGGAACCAUGUCUCCUGAGCUGGCUGAGUGCAUCAAGAAGCUGUGGAUGGACCCUGGCAUCCAGGAGUGUUUCGAGUCAGCAGCUGAGGGCUAUCAUCUCCUCGACUCCGCUCACUACUUCCUCAGUGACCUGGAGCGCAUCACCCAUGCUGACUUCACCCCUAACGACCAGGACAUCCUUCGGUGCAGGAUCAAGACCGGCGGGGUCAAUGAGGAGAGGUUCAUCUGUAAAGAUGUCAAAUUCAGGAUGUUUGAUAUGAGCGGCAGAAGGGAAGAGAGGAAGAAGUGGAUCCACUGUUUCCAGGGCGUCCAUUGCAUCCUGUUCUGUAGUUCCCUCAGCGCGUAUGACCUGGUGCUGCUGGAGGACGAGGAAAUGAACCGCAUGCACGAGUCUCUCCACCUGUUCAACAGUAUCUGCAACCACAGGUUCUUCGAGGACACCACCCACGUGCUCUUCCUCAACAAGAAGGACAUCUUCCAAGAGAAGAUCAAGAAUGUCCACCUCAAUGUCUGCUUCCCCGACUACGAUGGGCCUAACACAUACGAAGAAGCCAGCAACCACGUGAAGAUGCAGUUUGAGUCUCUGAACUUGAAGCAGGCGGAGAAACCCAUCUACACCCACAUCACCUGCGCUGUAGACACACAGGACGUGAACCAGGCCUUCAACACCAUCACAGACGUCAUCAAAACCAACCUAAAAGACACCGGGCUGUUCUGA
Messenger RNA from Salvelinus namaycush (lake trout), 1059 nucleotides. RefSeq names its product guanine nucleotide-binding protein G(t) subunit alpha-2-like. The transcript has 8 exons. Lineage: Eukaryota; Metazoa; Chordata; Actinopteri; Salmoniformes; Salmonidae. The record is from RefSeq and is a predicted model, not a curated record. Bases 1 to 1059 code for a protein of 352 amino acids. Gene Ontology annotation, biological process: detection of chemical stimulus involved in sensory perception of bitter taste; adenylate cyclase-modulating G protein-coupled receptor signaling pathway. Gene Ontology annotation, molecular function: GTPase activity; G-protein beta/gamma-subunit complex binding; G protein-coupled receptor binding. Gene Ontology annotation, cellular component: heterotrimeric G-protein complex; photoreceptor inner segment; photoreceptor outer segment.